Molecule: messenger RNA, 1160 nt
Organism: Phragmites australis (common reed)
Lineage: Eukaryota; Viridiplantae; Streptophyta; Magnoliopsida; Poales; Poaceae
Product: 14-3-3-like protein GF14-C
Exons: 6
Coding region: 163-945 (260 amino acids)
Biological process (GO): signal transduction
Cellular component (GO): cytoplasm
Source: RefSeq, a predicted model, not a curated record
CCAAUGCAAUGUUCCGCAACCUCCCGAACGCGUCCGGCUAUAAAUCCGUAGCCCCCACCACACCGGCUCCGCUCUCUCCUCCCCAGCACCCGACUGCAGCGAGACGACCCGCAUCCGCUACACCGCACGCCUCACCACCCAGAAGCUUGCUCGCUGAUCAAUAUGUCGCGGGAGGAGAAUGUUUACAUGGCCAAGCUGGCUGAGCAGGCAGAACGGUAUGAAGAAAUGGUUGAGUACAUGGAGAAGGUGGCUAAGACGGUAGAUUCAGAAGAGCUCACUGUCGAGGAGCGUAACCUCCUGUCUGUUGCCUACAAGAAUGUGAUUGGGGCCCGCCGUGCCUCAUGGCGUAUUGUCUCCUCCAUUGAGCAGAAGGAGGAGUCUCGAAAGAAUGAGGAACAUGUUACUCUGAUCAAGGAAUACCGUGGCAAGAUUGAGGCUGAGCUAAGCAAUAUUUGUGAUGGUAUCCUGAAGCUGCUUGAUUCGCACCUCGUGCCUUCUUCUACUGCUGCCGAGUCAAAGGUGUUUUACCUCAAGAUGAAGGGUGAUUAUCACAGGUACCUUGCUGAAUUUAAGACCAGUGCUGAGAGGAAGGAAUGUGCAGAGAGCACAAUGGUGGCUUAUAAGGCAGCUCAGGAUAUUGCUCUGGCCGAACUGGCACCUACCCAUCCCAUAAGGCUUGGACUUGCACUUAACUUCUCGGUGUUCUAUUAUGAGAUUCUGAACUCUCCAGACAAAGCUUGCAACCUUGCAAAGCAGGCGUUUGAUGAAGCUAUCUCCGAGUUGGACACCCUUGGAGAGGAUUCCUACAAGGACAGCACUCUGAUCAUGCAGCUCCUGAGGGACAACUUGACCCUCUGGACUUCCGACCUCACGGAGGGCGCCGAGGAGGAUGGCGCCGAGGAGGGCAAAGAAGCCUCGAAAGGUGAUGCUGGCGAGGGCCAGUAACCCUUGAACGGUGGGUGCCCAAAGCCGUGCGCUGCUCCAUGGAUUCUCCCAUUCUAGCUUCCACCCGUUAUUCCUUUUCCUGUAGUAGGCUGGUAGUGGUCGAAUUAGUUCCAUUGUGCUUUGCAUCGCUGCCAGUUGGCACUAGGUCCUUCUGGACUGGUAUUGUUCUGCUAUUGAAGUGUCUUGUUUUGCUGUUGUAAUCAGUUAUGGUGUCA